Molecule: messenger RNA, 929 nt
Organism: Maniola jurtina (meadow brown)
Lineage: Eukaryota; Metazoa; Arthropoda; Insecta; Lepidoptera; Nymphalidae
Product: probable palmitoyltransferase ZDHHC24
Exons: 1
Coding region: 66-896 (276 amino acids)
Biological process (GO): protein targeting to membrane; peptidyl-L-cysteine S-palmitoylation
Cellular component (GO): endoplasmic reticulum; Golgi apparatus
Molecular function (GO): protein-cysteine S-palmitoyltransferase activity
Source: RefSeq, a predicted model, not a curated record
AAGAAGUAAGUGGUGGCACGACGUAAUAAAAAUUAAUUUAAAAUUAAAUUUAAGAAAACCUAAACAUGAACACAAAAGAAAUUGCAAAAGCCUUACGUCGAAACAUAAGUGGAAUCGUAAUUUGGGAAAAGAUCCUGUGCUAUAACUUAGUCCUUUUGAUAACACCGUGUUAUUUCAUAUUCGAAAUGUCUGUCGUACGGCCGACCAUAGUCGCAAAAUACAAUAUGGGUGCACUAAAACAUACAUUACAUAUGAUUUGUUCCACUUUUUGCUUCCUAAACGUAGUGGGGAACAUGAUCUACAGUAUCGUUAUCGAUACAAAAGUAAAAAUUACCGUGGAAUCUAACAGCUAUUGCAAGAUAUGCAAGAUACGACGCCCAGAGAAAGCUUGGCAUUGCAAGACAUGCAAUGUCUGCAUACUGAAGAGAGACCAUCACUGCUUCUUCUUUUCACGCUGCAUUGGACUACGAAACCAAAGAUACUACGUCCUUUACCUCGGAUACGUAUUCAUUUCCAUGAUCUACUCUUUAUACUACAACUAUUACUAUGUUGUGACGAAAUUCGAAGAGGAUGACAUGGUUCUAUCAGCUUAUCGCGUUAUAAAUCCGUUUUUGAGAUACUUGAUACCAGAGCCUAUGGGUAUUAAAGACCUGUACAUGUUUUUUCUGUUCUUAAACACGGGUCUUGUUAUUUGGUCUGGAGGGUUAUUCUACUUUCAUAUGAUGAAUGUUUUGAACGGGUUGACUGCACAUGAGUUUAAAAAAGACUUUAGUGUGGACUGGGAGAUGAAGAAAAAUAAUUUCUUAAGUGUUUUUGGAGUUAAGUGGUAUUGGGCUGUUAUCAUGCCGUUUGCUGAAAGUCCGUUACCACAAGAUGUUGAUAUGAAGUGUCAGUAAAUGUGUAUUGAAUUAAAAUAAGGUUGCAAUUUA